Molecule: messenger RNA, 1959 nt
Organism: Brassica napus (rape)
Lineage: Eukaryota; Viridiplantae; Streptophyta; Magnoliopsida; Brassicales; Brassicaceae
Product: transcription factor TCP7
Exons: 1
Coding region: 700-1428 (242 amino acids)
Biological process (GO): regulation of circadian rhythm
Cellular component (GO): nucleus
Molecular function (GO): sequence-specific DNA binding; DNA-binding transcription factor activity
Source: RefSeq, a predicted model, not a curated record
CCUUUUUUGAGCUAAAGUUUACACAGCACCUGCUUUUUCUCCCCAACAAUUACAAAGCACCUGUUUUAAACGUUAGAAAUUGUAAGUUCUUAUAUAGAAAUUUUAGAAUAUCAAAAUUUUUGAUUUUAUGGCUACCAAAUUUUUGUGUGUGUUUUAAGCAUCCAAAUAUGUUGUCAAAAAAAAAAAAAAGCAUCCAAAUACAUACCGGGCCUGUGUGAUAAUAGUAUCUAGAUUCAGACCCGAGUUACAGUUAGUAAAUAGUAAAAGGUGAGAGAUUUACUCUGGUAGCGUCGGUGACGUGGCCGAAAAAACAGCAUAGGAUAAACGUCUCUUAAAUGCACGUAACAGCCUGCAUCAACCGCAGAAAGGACCGGGUCCUACCGGGUUGACCCACCACCUGGCUUAAAUUCCAUUGCCGGAGCGUGGCCCUCACCGGAGGUAAAGGAGCGUGAAGGUCACCGCGUCGUGACAAAAAAGUCCCCUCUAAAAAGAAAGAAAGAGAGGGAGUGAGCUGUGAAAAGGACCCACCACCCAUGUGCUCUCCUUCCUGUCUCCACCAGCUCCUGCCUCUCAAUCAUUAGCUUCUCCUCCCUCCCUCCCUCCCUCCCUCUGAAUAUGUGUUUCAGAUAGAGAGAGAGUAUUAGAGAACUGAUUAAAACAAAAGAAACCACCACCAUUUUCUCUCCUCCAAAACGAACCAUGUCUAAUAACAACAACGACGGAGUUAUGAUCUCUAACGGAUCUCUAAUCGAACACCAGCAGAAUCAGAAACAAUCUUCAGACGGAGCUCUCGCCGUGAAGAAACCUCCGGCGAAAGAUAGACACAGCAAAGUCGACGGACGAGGGAGGAGGAUCCGUAUGCCAAUCAUCUGCGCGGCUCGCGUGUUCCAGCUCACGAGAGAGCUCGGGCACAAAUCAGACGGCCAAACAAUCGAGUGGCUGCUCCGCCAAGCCGAGCCGUCGAUCAUCGCCGCGACGGGAACCGGCACAACUCCGGCGAGUUUCUCCACCGCGGUCCGAGGAAGCUCCACCACUAUCUCCACUUCCGCGAACUGCACUCUGUCCUCGCCGCUGGAUCAUAAACCGUUUAUACUCGGAAAACGCCUGAGAGAGGAUUCAGGAGGCGGUAAGGAGGAGAUGGGUUCUUUUGCUACGCCGGCUGGGUUCUGGGCGGUUCCGGCGAGGCCGGAUUUCGGACAAGUAUGGAGCUUUGCCUCUCAUCAAGAGAUGUUCUUGCAACAACAGCAGCAGCAGCAGCAGCAACCAGCUGCUGCACUGUUUGUACACCAGCAGCAACAGCAACAAGCUGCAAUGGGUGAAGCUUCGGCGGCUAGAGUGGGGAACUAUCUUCCGGGUCAUCUUAAUUUGCUUGCUUCUUUAUCUGGUGGAGCUCCCGGGUCGGGUCGGAGAGAGGAUGACCAACGUUGAUUAUGAAGUUAAAGCUCCCUUUUUAGUUUGGUAUAUAAAAAUAUUAAUCUCUGUCUUCUCUAUUGUCAUCGAUCAAUCUCCUGCAUUGUUUUACCCGAGUGGCUUAUCUCUCUCUAUGUGUGUGUGUCUUAGUUUUUUUUAGAGAUUGGUUGAAUGAUUCCAAGAGUGAUUUGAGAGUAUGGUUAGUGUUUUAAGUUUAAGAUUAGGGUUUAGGGUUUAAGAACCUGUGUGUCAGAGAGGUUUUUGUUAUUUUUUUUUUUGUGGAAGAUCGAUAUCUCAUCGGAACCAAGAUUUUACUUUUAAGUACCUCAUGUAGGGUAAUGAAGAAACCGCGGAGGUUUUUUUUUGGCCCCCUUCUUGUCUGGUUUUUCCGGCGAAAUAGAGCCGUCGUCUAAAAUUCCAGAUACUAUAUUAUAUUGUUUGUUUUUUUUCUGUUGCUAAUUGUGUAAUGUGUUACAACAAUUGUGGCGAGCAAAGUGCGCAAGCUGUUAACCACAUUAUUAUUUUAAUAAAUGUUCCAUUCUUGGUGUU